AUGAAGCUGUCGUCUUUGCUAUCGCUCGCUACCAAGGUAGCUGCUGUUACCAUAAGCGUAUCCAAAGAUGGAGGGAAAGACGCAUCGCCACUGCAAUACGGGCUAAUGUUCGAAGACAUUAACUUCUCUGGGGAUGGGGGGAUGUACGUUUGUUAUGUGGUGUUAAGUAGCCUUUAGCAACGUCUAACAUGUCUCAGAUACGCGGAACUCAUACGAAACCGAGCAUUCCAAGGCGACGAGUUCACGCCGUCGACUCUGGAUCCUUGGUCAGCGUUUGGUCCUGCCGACAUCUCGCUUUCCAAUUUGACUACCCCUCUUUCCCCAGCUUUGCCAACAUCUGUCGCUGUGAAGGGUAGAUUCGGAGAAGAAAUUGGUGUUUCCAACCCUGGAUACUGGGGAAUAGAUGUUCUGCCUCAGACAUACAAGGGAUCAUUCUGGGUCUUAGGCGAUUACCGAGGCGACUUCAAAGCGGCCUUGCGCAGCGCAAGCUCAGGUGAGAUCUUGACAUCAGUCAACAUUCCAUCUCAUUCCAACACACGUGCGUGGACCAAGCAUGAAUUUGUACUUAACUCAGACAUUACCGCCGGGUACAAGACCAACUUCACAUUGACUUUCGAGGCCAAAAGCAGCCCUCAAGUCUUGAACUUCAACCUCAUAAGUCUGUUCCCACCUACUUAUAAUAACAGAGAAAAUGGACUGCGUCGAGACUUGAUGCAAUCGCUCAAAGAUCUAAACCCCAGCUUUAUGCGGAUCCCCGGUGGUAACAAUCUGCAGGGGAAAGUACCUGGAAGUAGAUGGAAAUGGAAUGAGACAAUCGGGGAUCUCAUUGACCGGCCUGGGAGGACUGGUGCUUGGAGGUACUACAACACAGAUGGGCUUGGCUUAAUUGAAUAUAUGCUGGUGAGUAAACUUAUAACUACAGUUCCAUGAAUACAUUUAGUGACUAAAGAGUGGAUAGUGGUGUCAGGACCUAGAAGUAGAGCCUGUGUUGAUACUUUGGGCUGGGCUCUAUCUAGAUGGCACGGUCAUCCCCGAGGAUGGACUCGACUUUUACAUUCAAGAUGCCCUUCACGAGAUUGAAUUUUUGACCGGAGACGCUUCGACUGAGUAUGGGGCGAAAAGAGCUGCCUUGGGCUACGAGACACCCUUUGAAAUAAACUUCGUGGGCGUAAGUAAGGGGGAAGCUGGCUGUAGUUGAUCUUUCGCUGACCAAGGUCUACUUUAGGUCGGAAAUGAGGAUCAUUUCUCGAGUGGAAUGAAAUCCUAUAACGAGUAUCGAUUUCGAAUGUUUUUUGAUGCGAUCAGUGAAAGAUACCCGCAUCUCCAAAUUCUUUCUUCAACGGUCGAACUGGAUCCCAUUCCGAAGGGGGCAGUUCUCGAUUACCACGAUUAUGGUGUAGGUCGUGUUCCUUGAUGUCGUUGAAGUCGACUAUUCUGAUGAACCACAGAACCCAGAUGGAGCUGUGAGAAAUUUCACCCUAUUUGACGAUCAGGAUGAGGGCAACAAAGUCCUUGUCGGAGAAUAUGGCGUCGCAAGAAACAACGGCAAUGAAGUUCUCUGGAAAGACCACAGAAAGCGACCAUGGUGGAUUGCUAGUGUAGCAGAAGCUGUUUUCUAUUUGGGCGUCGAACGGAAUCCUGACAAAGUUUUUGGGUGUGCUUUUGCGCCCCUGUUGCAAAACAUUGAAUCCUAUCAAUGGAAUGUAGGUGCUUCGUAUCUUUCUUGGAUUAAAUCCACGGGUUUUAUGAUGAAUAGCUGACUGGAUUAGCCUAACCUCAUCACGUUCAACGCAAACACAUCCGCGACCGUCAAAUCUACAAGUUUUCACGUCAUGGAGCUCCUGUCUAACAAUAGAUUCACAACCCUUUUACCUGUCGAGAAUUCAGAAGAAUAUGAUCCCGGAUUUUGGGUUGCUGGUCUGAAUGAUGAUAUAAAUACCUAUGUUUGGAAAGGUGCCGUGUACAACACGACGAUGGAACAGGAAUUCGACAUCAAUUUUCCCGGUUUGCAGCAACCAGCAGUUGCAGAGCUUACGGUCCUGACUGCGCCAGAUGCCUUCUCUGAGAAUGUGUUUGGGGAGCCCGAUCUUGUUGAUACAAAAAGAACCCGAUUAGAAGCAGGACAGGACGGGUUCACGUUUGUUCUUCCUCAGUGGUCUGUGGCCGUUUUGA
This is a messenger RNA of Clonostachys rhizophaga, 2172 nucleotides long. The record is from the annotation of a GenBank genome assembly. Lineage: Eukaryota; Fungi; Ascomycota; Sordariomycetes; Hypocreales; Bionectriaceae.